AUGGCCGCCUCCCGAAGAGGCCAACCGGAGCUGCACGUUCGGUUGCCUCCGCGAUCCCCGAGUACUGGCACCGGCCUCACCACUGGCACCUCGCUCGCCGCGCCCCAGCAGCUCGACCUCCCGCCCAUCUCGGCCGUCUUCCUCAUCGAGUUCGACGUCAAGGCCGGCUACACGCUGACUUGGAAGGCUGCAGAGCCCGGCAUUGAGCUCGAGGGCGCCGUCGAGUACAAGUCCCUGCCCUCGGGCGCGCACACGGUCACCGACGACCUCAUAUACUUUGUACACGAGCGCUAUGCCGGACUGAGCGCCUUUGUCAAUGCCCCGAUCCAGGACACCGAGUCUAGGAAUGCUCGCAUGUUGGCGGUCGGCGUGCUGGUGCCGCUGAGCUAUGGACGGCUCGGACGAGCUUGGAGGCAUGCCGAAGGUCUGAAGGAGAUUGCGUCCAAGAUGGUUGUCAGCGGGAAAGAGGUCAGCGUAUUAGAACAGUAUUGGGAGAAGAACAAGGCCCGCGAUGAGUCUACAGAGCAGGACGCUCGGGCGUCCAAGGAAUCUUUGGACUUGCCCUCUGUCACAUUCGAGGACCAACCGAAGCCGCCAAAGAAGCAGAAGCAUACUAGGCAUAGGUCUGCUUCUGAUGGGACAGGACUGCUGGCACCCGGUCACAAGUUGUCGCCGUUCCAUCCAGCCUGGAGCUUAACGGCCUUGCUGGAUACCUUUGGACCGCUCAUUUAUCCGAUACACCGAGCUGCACUAUUGCGAAAGCGCAUUCUAAUUUCAUGCCAUGCGCCAGUACAAGAAAUCUGUAAUUUUGUGUACAAUAUUUCCAUCCUUUCCAACAUUCCACUUCCCACAUAUGAGAUUCUUCCUCCAGAAGGACCCUCGCAUCGUCUGCGGCCUCUUUUCAACAUAGGAGUCCAUGACAUUCCCUUCUUGGUCGAGGAUGCCAAGUCGAAAAGAAGUGAAGACGAAUCUUCAGAUCAAGAGUCGGGGCUAGGUUCCGGAUGGAUAGCCUGUACUACCGACAGCAUCCUCGCCCUCAAGGACACCUUGUGGGAUAUGUUGAUAACCAUGCCUCCACCGCAUGCUUCUGCCGGCAAGGUCCGGGCUUGGCCUACCGUCGAGUGUCCACGAGGCGUGCCAGUCAAGGCUACUCAGCGAGAUCUCCGCAGAUACAAGGCUCUGCGUACUGGCUUGUCCAGGGUGCAAAACAACAGUAAUGUCGUUGCAGAGAGCCCAGAAUCACCUAGGCCACCCACUGUUUUAACAAAUCCCCAACAGCAGACCCAAGACGACCCGAGUCUAGAUGAGGCGGAAAAGAUUGUCGAGCCGCUCUCGUGGGCGGCACUGGCCUAUAACGGCUUCAUGUGGUGGGCCUCGGCUGGAGAACAGGCCCGAGCUGAUGAGGUCGAAGAGUCGUCCAAUGACGCCUCACUGCUGGCGGAGGUGACGCAUCCCAACAUGUCAAUGCACAUGACUUCAUCCCUUGGGUCCAUGAGGCGAACGUCUUCGAUUGGCGGUCUCGGAGGACCGCUUCCCAUGGACGAGGCGAGGGCUGAACUCGCCAUCAUAACAUACUUUCACCGCCUGACCUCGCAGCUCCUCACGAGAUUUGCCGAGAUUGUAGAGAGCAGCGAGGUGGACGAGGAGGGGGAGCCGAGUAAUGAGGAUGACGACGCUAUGCUUCCCGACGAAGUCAGGGAAGACUAUGAUGGGGCCAUUCGAAUCAAUCCCGAAGAAAUCAAAUCAAUGGGCCUGGAUCGCUGGAGUAAGAGCGAUGCCGAAUUUAUCCACGAGUUGGCUGAUGUAUAUUUCGGCAGAUCGGCCUAUGUGGAAGGCAAGCCGGUCGAAGUCUGCGGCGUUCGGGUUUGUUAA
This is a messenger RNA of Pestalotiopsis fici W106-1, 1872 nucleotides long. RefSeq lists its product as uncharacterized. NCBI's taxonomy places the organism in Eukaryota, Fungi, Ascomycota, Sordariomycetes, Amphisphaeriales, Sporocadaceae. Gene Ontology annotation, cellular component: lipid droplet. The transcript has 2 exons. Bases 1 to 1872 code for a protein of 623 amino acids. The record is from RefSeq and is a predicted model, not a curated record.